AUGUCCCUCGCCCUCAAAGGGGUCCCGAUCCAUUUCGGCCCAUUCCUCGUGACUUCCCAGGUUUUCCACCUUACACCCCUCACCUUCGCCCUCGUCAACCUCAAACCCAUCCUCCCCGGCCAUGUUCUCGUCUCCCCGCGCCGGCGCGUCCCCCGCGUUUCCGAGCUGACCGCCGCCGAAACAAGCGAUCUUUUCCUCACCGUGCGCCGGGUGGGCCGCAUGGUUGAACGUGUGUACGGGGCCUCGAGUCUCAACAUUGCCGUGCAGGAUGGGGUCGAUGCGGGUCAGAGUGUUGCGCAUGUGCACACGCAUAUCAUACCCAGGAAGAAGGCGGAUUUGGAUUAUCGGGGUGGGACGGAUGCGGUGUAUGAGAUGUUGGAUGGGGAGGAGGGGGAUUUGGGCAAGUUCCAUGAAUCUCAUUGCGCGGAUCUGGCCGAGGAGCGCCCUGAACAGAAUGGGGAUGGGCGGCGAACGAGGUUUCCUGCUGUCGAUAACGAAGAGAGGAAGCCUAGGAGCUUGGAAGAGAUGGAAGCCGAAGCAGAGAUGUUGGCGAAAGAGAUGGAGAAAGAGCCGCUGGAUUGA
Molecule: messenger RNA, 582 nt
Organism: Aspergillus wentii DTO 134E9
Lineage: Eukaryota; Fungi; Ascomycota; Eurotiomycetes; Eurotiales; Aspergillaceae
Product: HIT family protein
Exons: 3
Coding region: 1-582 (193 amino acids)
Molecular function (GO): catalytic activity
Source: RefSeq, a predicted model, not a curated record